This is a messenger RNA of Trematomus bernacchii (emerald rockcod), 720 nucleotides long. Its product is annotated as protein SREK1IP1-like. NCBI's taxonomy places the organism in Eukaryota, Metazoa, Chordata, Actinopteri, Perciformes, Nototheniidae. The transcript is spliced from 5 exons. The coding region runs from base 95 to 487 and encodes 130 amino acids. The record is from RefSeq and is a predicted model, not a curated record.
UUGGUCACGUGAUUCAGGCGUGGUCUAUCCAGUUUCCUUUUUGUGAGACAAGCAGCCGGUGAAGGCGUCUUGUUAGGAAAAGCACAGCAACAAAAUGUCUUUCGAUCUGGCGUCAGCUUUAGGUGGGGGGGAAGAGGACGUGAAGAAGGAGGAAGCUCAGAAGGAUGAGAUUAAGUUGCCCUGGAAGAAGGACAAGGAUAAGGGAGACUGCAAGGACAAGUCCGACUCAACACACAAGUCUGACAAAGAUCACAAGUCUGACAAAGAUCACAAGUCUGAUAAAGAUCACAAGUCUGAUAAAAAGCACACGUCCGACAAAGACGACAAGUCUCACAAAUCCCAUAAAUCUGACAAUAAGCACAAGUCUCACAAAAAGCACAAGGACAAGCACGACAAAGACCACAAGAAGAAGGACAAGAAGAAGGAAAGGAAGGAGGGAAGUUCAUCAAGCUCCUCGUCUUCAUCCUCCAGCAGUGAUGAAGAGUAAAUGCCAGCUGAUCUGAAACCCAGGAUUGUUCAUCCAACAGCUAAGGAUUGAUGCUCCCUGAGGGACCGGACCUCUCUGUCAGUCUCUUGUGAUUUGAACUAAAUGAAUGUGUGUCUUAAAGUGUGCAGCAGUACCAACCUUCCUUUGUGUCUUUUCAUUGAUGUCACUGAAACAUGCUGGUGUUGUGUAAACUAAUCUGCUGAUUGAUUGAAGUAAAUGUUUUAACAAAAAAA